Phyllotreta striolata is the source of this 1032-nucleotide messenger RNA. NCBI's taxonomy places the organism in Eukaryota, Metazoa, Arthropoda, Insecta, Coleoptera, Chrysomelidae. The record is from the annotation of a GenBank genome assembly.
AUGAGUUCAGUCAGCUCUGCCACUGCCGAUACCUUAACGAAUAAUCAAGAUGAUGAAGAGGAAACUGCCACAGGGAAUCUACCGUUAACCAAACUAGAGGGCAAUGGCAUCAACUCUGGCGACAUAAAGAAACUAAUAAGCGCUGGCUACCAUACCGUAGAGUCCGUGGCCUAUGCACCGAAAAAGUUUCUACUGGCCAUAAAAGGUUUCUCCGAAGCCAAAGUCGACAAACUCUCAUCCGAAGCCGCCAAAUACGUUCCAAUGGGAUUUACCUCUGCCAGUGAAUACCAUUUAAAACGCUCCGAACUCAUUCAACUAACGACAGGUUCGAAAGAACUGGACAAUUUAUUGAGAGGCGGCAUCGAAACCGGUUCGAUAACCGAAAUCUUCGGAGAAUUUCGUACCGGAAAAACCCAAUUGUGCCACAUGCUGGCUGUGACUUGUCAGUUACCGACUGACCAAGGAGGCGGCGAAGGUAAAUGCUUAUACAUAGACACAGAAGGCACAUUUAGACCCGAAAGAUUAUUAGCAAUAGCUGAACGAUACGAAAUGGACGGACAGAAUGUCUUAGAUAACAUCGCAGUAGCUAGAGCUUACAGCACCGAUCAUCAAUCGGAGUUAUUAUUACACGCUGCUGCUAUGAUGUCCGAAACAAGGUACGCUUUGUUAGUAGUCGACAGUGCGACUGCCCUUUACCGAACCGACUAUUCAGGCAGGGGAGAACUAUCGGCAAGACAAAUGCAUCUAGCUCGAUUUCUGAGGAAUUUACUACGUCUAGCUGAUGAGUUCGGUGUUGCUGUGGUGAUAACGAAUCAGGUAGUAGCUCAAGUAGAUGGAUCUGCAAUGUUCAACGCAGAUCCGAAGAAGCCCAUUGGCGGUAAUAUCAUUGCGCACGCGUCGACUACUCGACUGUAUCUGCGAAAAGGCAGAGGCGAGACGAGGAUGUGCAAGAUAUACGAUUCUCCUUGUUUACCGGAAUCCGAAGCCAUGUUUGCCAUAAAUCCGGAUGGUAUCGGAGACGCUAAAGAUUAG